GAAAGAUUAUAUGAUGCACGGACCGUGUGAGAGUGCAAGAAAGAAUUCACCGUGCAUGAUAAAUGAUCAGUGUUCUAAACACUUUCCAAAGAGAUUUGUUGAGCACACCACUUUGGAUGAGGAUGGAUAUCCAGUAUAUAGACGAAGAAAUGAUGGAAGGACAAUAUCCAAAAAUGGAGUAGAUUUGGAUAAUAGAUAUGUGGUGUCGCAUAAUAGAUAUUUAUUGCUCAAGCAUGCAACACAUGUGAAUGUUGAGUGGUGCAAUCAGUAUAGGUCUAUCAAAUAUUUGUUUAAACAUGUAAACAAAGGUAAUGAUAGAAUAACUGCGACAUUCUACUAAAGUGCUGGUGGAGAUGAUACGAAUGCCAAUGUUGAUGAGGUAAAGAUGUAUUAUGACUGUAGAUAUAUUUCAUCAUGUGAAGCUGCUUGGAGAACUUUAGGAUUUGAAAUCCAAUAUAGAAAUAUUGGUGUGGAGAGGUUGAGUUUUCAUUUGCCCAAUGAGCAAGUUGUGUAUUUUAAUGAUUUGGAACCGAUAAACGAAGUUCUUGAGAAACCAACUGUGAAAGAAAGCACGUUCCUUGCUUGGUUUAAGGCAAAUGAAAUGUACCCGGAAGCACGAGACUUGACUUAUGCUGAAAUGCCAACCAAAUUUGUCUGGAAGAAAGCUACUUGAGAAUGGGUGCCAAGAAAAAAGAAUUUUGUCAUUAGUAGACUAUAUUAUGUUCCACCAAAUCAUGGUGAGCUUUUUUAUCUUAGGUGCCUUUUGAAUUUUGUUCGUGGUCCAACAUGCUUUGAAGAUAUUAUGAAGGUUGAUGGUGUCCAGUAUAAUACUUUUCGUGAUGCUUGUUAUACCUUGGGCCUUUUAGAAGAUGAAAAAGAAUAUGUAGAUGCAAUUAAAGAAGCAAGUUUUUGGGCAACUACAUAUUUAUUACGUAGGCUUUUUGUUGCUCUAUUAGUUUGUGAUUGUCUAAGUAGGCCAGAAGAGGUUUUGGAGAAGUGUUGGACUUUUUUGUCAGAAGACAUCCUUCAUAAACAACGUUUGAUGCUUAAUCAUCCAGAUCUCACAUUAACGGAUGUGGAAGUGAAGAACCUUGCUUUGUUUGA
Molecule: messenger RNA, 1104 nt
Organism: Cuscuta europaea
Lineage: Eukaryota; Viridiplantae; Streptophyta; Magnoliopsida; Solanales; Convolvulaceae
Source: the annotation of a GenBank genome assembly